Molecule: messenger RNA, 2092 nt
Organism: Rhineura floridana
Lineage: Eukaryota; Metazoa; Chordata; Lepidosauria; Squamata; Rhineuridae
Product: protein eyes shut homolog
Exons: 3
Coding region: 77-1951 (624 amino acids)
Source: RefSeq, a predicted model, not a curated record
GUUUCUCUGUGUGGAUGGAAUAAACAAUAUCACCUGUUUACCUGCAGUCCCCCAGAGGGGCCAAAUCAUCACCAAAAUGGAAGGAGCACCCCCUAGCGAGCUAUUACAGAGAGACCACACAUCAGCCCUGUCAGUCCUUCCAACUUCUGAAAUAAUUUUUCAAACUUCCACAGGUCUGCAAAAGACAGUCUUUCUCAGCCAUGGGAUUCUUGCAAGCUCUAGGAUGGCUAAAUUAAUGUCCAGCAUACCAUUGGAAGGCUUUGGACUAGGAUCAUUAACCGCCGAUAGUGAGUCUUCAGCAGCGCUCUUGCUAACUUCCUUGGCAGACAUUCUCUCUUUGCAGUUGUUGGGAUCUGCAGGCCCAUUUGCAACAAGAAUAAAGCCCAACAGAACAACUGAGCCAUGGGCGAUGAUUGAUCGUUCGGGAGAUUUAACACUAGUCUUGCUCUCACAAGAUGAGUAUGAUAUGACCUCAUCAUUUAUCACAGACUCCUUAAUGACGAUUCCUGUUCCCUCUGUGCAACGUUUGUCAGUCAGGAACCAUAAGACUCUUGUUUUAUCUGCUACAGACGUGAGUUCAGUAAUUAGUAGCAUACCAGAGACCAUGAUUGAAUUAAAUAGUCACUCAUUACUCUCCCCCAGAUUCCAGCCUACAACUCCGGCAAUUGCAUUUUCAGUUCUCUCUGGGUUGCCUCAAGAGGAUACUAGAGAGCAACCAGCUGCUUCCCUCAUGUCAACAGACAAGGGCUGGAUUUUACCAAAGUCCUCAGUGAUGUUUGUUUUUCCCUUGGAAGCAAGCAUUUCAGAAAAGGUAGGCUGUGUUAGCUCGUCAGUUAUGCAGGAAUCCAAAAAGCAAACAUCCCAUCCCAAUGAAUAUCAGGAUAUUAGCAUUUCAUCCUUCAACCAGGGGCUCACAGACCUCAAAUGGCAAUCUGCUGGUUCUUUAAGCAAAUUACACCAAACAUGUGCAAUGGGUUCUGCAGCUGACAUGAAACUCUCAAAUGAAUUCUCAGAUCAGGUUUUGCAUAGCAAAGAGCCUUCACUUGAUGAGGCAUUCUGGAUGAACUCAGUGAUAUUAACCAGCUGGUACACAUUAAUGAAAUCUACUGCUGGUACUUCUGGGCAUUCAUUUGUUUCAGCUUGUGAAACAACAUCAUUGCCGAAGUUCACAGAAGCAUCUUCUUUGUAUCCUGUUGAACGCAGCAGAAAUAAGUUUGCCACAGAAGAGUAUGUUCUAACUAGACCCUUAGAAGAACCAAACACUGAAUUCCCAUGUGUUUAUUUGGACUGUGCAGCAAAUGUCCUUUUCCAAACUGUCCAUUUAGAGCCAUCCUUUUCAACCAUCGCUACCUCUCAAAGAUCAAGGGUGUAUUUGAGUAGGAAAUUAACUGAUGUGGAACAGCUGCCUGUAAUGCAUAUGCCACAGCCACUAGGCUACACAUCACAUGAUCCAGUUAAGGAGAUACCUCUGUCAUUGAUUAAGGGUACAUCUUUUGCUUUUCAUCUGAGUGAUACUCUUCAAGAAGAAAAUGACAGCCAUGUUGUAUCUCAUUCUGAUGUGUCUACAUCACAUGAACCAAGCAGUUCAGAGAAGAUUCGUUAUUUGUAUCUUGAGCAUGCAGAUGUUUCACAGACAGGCUCAGUGGCUGCUUUUCUUGGUGGACAUUCAUUAUCAGCCUUGUUUGUUAAUAUGACAUUCUCUUCAGCAUUAUUUGACCAGCCACUCCCUACACAAAGCUAUUUUGCUAAAAUCUCAGUGCCACAGUACUUUUUAUUUUCUGGUGUAAAUUGGGCUUUAACAGUGACAGACGGUACAGCACAACAGCUUUUGAGAUGGUCUCAUAGUACUAAUGAACAUAAAGCAAAUUCAAACAUUCCCUUAUCACAGUUGCACAGCAUGUCAGUAGUGGCUUCAGCCGUUAUCCCUUACCAGCUGACAACGUCUGGUUAAGGAGGAAGUUCUUCAACAAUGUUCAGCACCAGCACGGGCAUGUGAUGAAGGAAAUAUUUGUAUAUUAAUGAAAAUGGAACCUGUACAAGAAAUGAUAGUGUCUGUAAACAAUUGUGAGCACCGUCCAUCUCAACAGAUCAU